Lycium ferocissimum is the source of this 3349-nucleotide messenger RNA. RefSeq lists its product as uncharacterized. Gene Ontology annotation, molecular function: protein kinase activity; ATP binding. Gene Ontology annotation, biological process: protein phosphorylation. Lineage: Eukaryota; Viridiplantae; Streptophyta; Magnoliopsida; Solanales; Solanaceae. Bases 16 to 1620 code for a protein of 534 amino acids. The transcript has 7 exons. The record is from RefSeq and is a predicted model, not a curated record.
UCUACAAUUUUGCCCAUGGCGAUUCGGCGUCGUAUAUUCAACAGAAAAUACCUAAUCGCCGGCGCAGCCUUCUCUACCGCCGCCAUUACAUUCCAAACCCUAAACCCUAACCCUAACUCCACCCAUUCCCCUUUCAUAAACGGCGUCGUUCGCUCCACUCGAGCACUCAUAACCAUCACUUCCAACAUCAUAGACUAUAAAUACUCAUUAUACAACUUCAAUCCUAACACUAACGAGUAUCGCCUUGCUCUCGCUGAACUACAUUUAAGGUCAGCUAAGAGAAUUUUAACUAUGUGUGAUGUGAAUAGAGGUAUUUAUAUCAAAGCAGGUCAGUUUGUUGCAUCCAUUAGACAAGUACCAAAAGAAUACUCAACAUUACUUUCAUCAUUACAGGAUCAAGCUAUUCCUAUGCAGUUUAACGCAAUUAAACAAGUGCUAAUCAGUAAUUUAGGUCAAAAUUGUUUAUCAGAGAUGUUUUUAUCGUUUGAUGAGGUACCGGUUGCUGCUGCAUCUAUUGCGCAAGUACACCAUGCUGUUUUAGUGAAAGAUCGUAAGGAAGUUGCAGUUAAGGUGCAGUAUCCCGGAUUAGAGUAUCAAAUGAAAUUUGAUCUUGGUACCAUGGCUUUGUUGUCGAAAUUAGUGGGAUGGAUUUUUCCUGAUUACAGGUUUAACUGGCUUGUAUCGGAAUUUGAGAAAUCUAUUGCUUGUGAACUUGAUUUUAUUGGAGAGGCUAAAAAUUUGGAGAGAAUUCGCAAAAAUUUUAAGGAUAAUAGCAUGGUUAGGGUUCCUAAUGUGUUUUGGGAUUUUACGACGAGGCAAGUUUUGAUGAUGGAGUUCUGUAGAGGUUGUAAGGUCGAUGACGUGGAUUUUAUGAAGGAAAGAGGAAUUAGCACGGUUAAGGUUGCGAAAGCUUUGGCUGAAAUGUUUGCAGAAAUGAUUUUUGUUCACGGUUUUCUGCAUGGAGAUUUACAUCCUGGUAAUAUAUUGGUUUCACCUGAAGGGAAGAAUGGAUUUAGUUUAGUGCUGUUGGAUUUUGGGAUUUGUAAACAGUUGGAUGAGGAUUUCAGAUUGAAGUAUUGCCAGCUUUGGGAGGCUUUGGUAGUUAUGGACUCUACGAGAAUUCAACAGAUAGGAGAAUACUUUGGUGUUGGGAAAUACUCCAAAUAUUUUCCUGUUAUAUUUACGGGGAGAACUAUUGACAGUAAAUCGGCACUUGGGAGCGGAAUGUCUGCUGAAGAAAAGAAGAACUUGAAGGAGGAUUUGAAGUCUCUUAAAAUGGAAGACAUAUCUUCCUUCAUGGAAUCUCUGCCUACCGAUUUUCUCACAGUAUUGCGGACCGAUGGGCUCUUAAGAUCUCUGACCAGCAAGUUGGGUGCUCCCUUGAGAGUUCGGUUACUAGCAUAUGCUGAAUAUGCACUAUAUGGACUUUCGUUGAAUGCUGACUCUAAAUCUGAUUCUGCCAUAGGAGUUAUGCUCUUUAGAUUCAAGACUGGCCUUCGAUACGUCCAAUUAAGACUCCUCUUUGGGAUAUUGGGGCUUGUUUCAUGGCUUGAAAGCAUCAAACGGAGGUUUAAAGAUUUACUUGCCUCAGCUGGUUAUGUGGUUACCGCUAAUCUUUAGAAAGUGGACUUCCUUGAAUCAUUUCUAACUUAAUCUAAUUGGAUCACUGAAAAUGCUAUUCCUUGGGGAGCUGUUAUGCUGCAAUUGCAGUGUACAUGAUGCGAUAGCAGCAAGCCAUUUCUUUAACUUCUGUUAUCACAACUCCAUUCCCUGCGAAGUGCGAUCCUUUGCUGUCCUCAAGUGUUGGUUUGGCUUUGAGACUCUUGAAACAUCAAAGGUAGUGGAUUGGCCUUGAUUCUCCCUGAGAAUUAUUAUAGCACCCUCCGAGGCAUGCUUGAUCAAUCCUUGUAGCUUUUGUAGUCUCUUAACUUGGGUCUUUGUUAGCUGCUUGCUUGAGGUGUAACAACGAUCUGGUCAACACCCCCGGAGUGGUUAGGUGGAUCUCCAUCAGCCCCCUUGUUUGCGAAGAGAAGAACUUAGAUUUUCCAGCAAUAAUGAUGCAGAAUUUCACUGUAGAGAUGCAGAAGUGGAUACAAUUGAUCCAUUAUCACCAACCCAUUCACCUUGACAGCUCAAGCAAGAACUUUGAAUUCAUGUUGUCUAAGGUUUUCUGAAUAUCAAGCUAACAUAAUAAAUCAUGUUGUCUUGCUUCUUUCUCAUGUGCAGUAUUCAUACACAACUAAAACUGCAUCAGUGAUAUGCCUGCCUCAAAUAAAUGCCAACUGAGUAUCUGAAAUAGUCUGCUUACGACCAUUCGAACCUUUCUGGGAAGAGCUUGGCCACUGUCUUAUAGAACUCCAACCUAGGUAUGAAGGCCUCCAAUCCACCUGCUCUUUGUACAGGGUCAUCUGGAACCUGAUGAUUCCUCCCUGAUGCAGUCAGAUCUUCAGAUAUUUCUCCAUUUACUUUUAGCUGAUAAUGUGGUUACAUCUGGGGUAGAAAUUGGGCCAUCUUAUGAAAAAAACUUUGGUGUUUUUAUCCCCAACUGAAGCUAGAGAUCUUUUGACUUUUGCCAUCGAGAUAUCUCCUCUGAUUCUUGAUAUAAAUUGAUAGCAGGCAGAGCGAGCAAGAAUUACAGUGACUAAGAGUCCAGGUAUUCUACUCUAGCUUUUUCAAUGGUGUGAUUUUAUCCUGGAUCAUUGGCAAAAGGGAAGUCAAUCGCCUUUUAUGCUCAGUUAUUGUUGGCGGUUUGAUUAACAAGGCACUAGCUUGGGAAUAUGAGAAACAGAAGUUGUUUCCGUACGAUGGGGCGAGAUUGGUGUCAAUAUUGGAGGAUUACAAAGUGAGUCGUCAGCAGAAAGAAGAUACAAAGAAAUGGCCCGUGUAAUGUCGCGUGAUGUGUGGGUUAGGCGCAUUUCACAAGUUUGAACCCCUGCCGUGAACAAAAGCCUGUAUUUAAGUGGGGGUAAAUUAUCACGCCCAUUAUCCACUGAGUUGCAAACCGUGCUCCCCUUGCCCUCGGGAAUUUCUCAAUUAUCAAAAAAGGAGAUGAUCACAUUAAAGGACCUCAAAACUUGUGAAUACUGAAGGGAGUGUGCACUACUGUAAUGCUGUUGACAUUAUAUAGGUGCUACAAGCUGGUUAGUGGUUCCUAUAGAGAUUGAUGUGGAUAAUAUUAGGAACAUGGAAGUCCUCUGUUUGAUUAGAAUUUCACUAUAUGGAUCUUGAACUUUUUCUUUUGUGGGUCAUUAGCAUGUUAAUAUAGUGGAAUCUGAUUGCCAUGAAUUAAUCAGAGGAUUCUUUCAAUUCUUUCAUUUCCCAGAGAAUGCAUCUUUCUACCAUUGGAAAA